UUGUUGCCUAGAUAAAUGAUACUAGGUUGUUGGGUUGGUUGGUUAACAACAGUUGAGAAUCUGUCAGAGUGAUAAUUAAUUAUCCUCUUUUUAAUCUGUGGUGAUAAUAAAACCUAACCAAAAACAACAAAUUAAAUAAGUAGAAAUAAAAUAUUAUUACAGAAUAGACGAAAAAUACUACUCCUAAUAUUGUAUUAUUUGCCAGUAAACCAUAUAAGAUUCUUAAGAUGUCGACACAAAAAAUUGCUGUGGUUACAGGGAGUAACAAAGGCAUUGGAUAUGCCAUAGUUAAGGGCCUCUGUGAGAAAUUUAAUGGUUCUGUGUAUUUAACAGCAAGAGAUGUUGGUAGAGGAGAAGCAGCAGUUAAUAAAUUGAAAAAACUUGGCUUCAACCCUCUGUUUCACCAAUUGGAUAUUUCAGACCAGUCUAGCAUCGACAAAUUUAAGGAAUAUAUUCAAUCAAAACAUGGGGGCAUAGAUGUUUUGGUUAAUAAUGCUGCUAUAGCGUUUAAGAAUGACGCUACUGAACCUUUUGGCCAACAAGCGGAAGAAACCAUAAAAGUUAACUAUUUUGGGACACUAAGAGUAUCUGAGGCACUUUUCCCAUUGUUACGGAACAACGCCAAAGUUGUAAAUGUUUCCAGCUCGCUUGGUCAUCUCAGCAAAAUUCCAUCUGCGGACUUAAGGGUGAAAUUAAGCGAUUCUAACUUGACCAUUCCAGAUCUCAAUAAAUUGAUGGAAAAAUUUGUAAAGGAUGCCAAAGAGAACAAAACGCAAUCAGAAGGUUGGGGUGACUCAGCUUACGCCGUUUGCAAAGUAGGAGUUAGUGCCUUAACCUUUGCCCAACAGAGGUUGUUUGAUAAGGAACAACCGAACAGGAAUAUUGCGGUCAACGCCGUUCAUCCGGGCUAUGUAGAUACCGACAUGAGCAGUCAUAAAGGAACUUUGACUAUUGAAGAAGGGGCAAAAGCUCCUCUUUAUGUGGCUCUAGAGGCUGAUUUCAAAGGAAAGUAUGUCUGGCGCGAUUGUAAAAUUGUCGACUGGUAUGGAACUGCACCCUCAGGAUAUUAAGUUGCAACAGAUUUUUUUGUAUUUGUAUGUUGAUACCGUGCUUUCAAUUUUGAAAUAUAUAUUUUAGCAGCAAU
Messenger RNA from Anoplophora glabripennis (Asian longhorned beetle), 1144 nucleotides. Its product is annotated as carbonyl reductase [NADPH] 3-like. The transcript has 4 exons. Bases 228 to 1070 code for a protein of 280 amino acids. The record is from RefSeq and is a predicted model, not a curated record. Lineage: Eukaryota; Metazoa; Arthropoda; Insecta; Coleoptera; Cerambycidae. Gene Ontology annotation, molecular function: carbonyl reductase (NADPH) activity.